Molecule: messenger RNA, 1089 nt
Organism: Exaiptasia diaphana
Lineage: Eukaryota; Metazoa; Cnidaria; Anthozoa; Actiniaria; Aiptasiidae
Product: tyrosine-protein kinase CSK
Exons: 1
Coding region: 1-1089 (362 amino acids)
Biological process (GO): protein phosphorylation
Molecular function (GO): protein kinase activity; ATP binding
Source: RefSeq, a predicted model, not a curated record
AUGCUCCGUUCUUUAAUGCAACUAGAUUCUGCUCUUGGAUGCAUUCUACGACUCUCUCGAAGUCAAAGCANCCAUGCACAACAACCGGCAAAGACCACAAACACACAGCAAACAAACCUUCAAACCGUAAGCACUCAAACCACAGCUCAAAACGCCGUUCCUGAUACUUCAGUCACAAGAGGGAAGCAACUUGUGGAGUUAGCUAAGCAGAGAAAARGAAAACGUARCAUCGAAGUGACGCAAACUCAAAACAGCCCUUUCAAGCGCCCUAAAGUAGUUGAAAGUACGACGCGUUCAGCAAGUAAUGUGCAUUGUUUUAAGGAAAUCAACCCGUCGUUACUUGCUCCCAUAAAGGACAAGAAAAUUGGGCGGGGAACAUUUGGGGACUGUUAUCUAACUGUCUAUAGAGGUGAAUUCCAAGUCGCCGUCAAACAAAUCAAAACCGCGAAUGACUCUUCAAUCGAAAAUGAAAGGGCGAGACGAGAGGUUCUGCACGAAGCGUCAGUUAUUACAGAACUAGGCGACCACAAAGGCCUCCCCCAUUUGUUUGGGAUAAUAACUGCAUCUAAACCACACGGCCUUGCCCUCCAGUUCCACCAUGUGGGCAGCCGGAGUUUAACUUUGAGCAGAGCGGCUUCAACUGAACCGAUCGGGUCACAUUUGCCCACGGCAAGUUCGAUCAUAAGGGACAUUUGUGACACUUUGUUAUACAUUCAUAGUCAAGGUUUCCUCCACAACGAUCUCAAAGGGAACAACGUUGUACUUGAAAGAGCAUCAGAUAAUACUUAUAAUCCAGUCAUAAUCGACUUUGGAAAAAGUGUAAAGAUGUCUAAAGCGAGGCUAUGUAAGCCAAAAGUUAAUGUGGACGAGGCAAUAAAACAGUUYCCGCACAUCGCCCCUGAAGUCCACCGUGGGCAGAAACAAACAACUGCUAGCGACGUCUAUUCUUUUGGAUAUCUACUAGCAAGGUUUGCUAAAAAAACAAGCUUUGACUUACUUUUUAAAAAUAUCGCAAAGAAGUGUUCAUCCACUUGUCCAGCCAAAAGGCCAAAACUAGAUGAAGUUAGUGCCAUGUUACAAGAACUUUAG